UUUUGUAAAUAAUACAAUGAUUAUUCAUGAGUUUCAGCAGCAAUAAAUGCACAGACCCAAGGACUGUAUCUACUGACUUUAUUCGGGAACACAGCACAGGAUUCCAGCAGUAGAGAUUCGGGGAGCCCAACUAUGAGCUGCAUAGACCAAAAUCACUACCACGAUGAAGAGCUGGAUCCUUGUCAUCUAUUUGAUACAUACGCUGGGGCUGAUAAGACCAUUUCUAAGAAAGAGCUGGUGGAAAAUCACCUCAAAUUUAUCUAUAAUUUAUUCUUAUCAGGUUCCGUGAAAGGAGAAACGUUGAUUCAUAUUUCAAUUGGCUCUUGCGUGACUGAAGCCUUUAUUGCCGCUGAUUUCUUUAAAAAUAUUAUAUUGCUGGAAUCUUCAGACUGCUGCAUGAAAACCUUAGAGAAGUGGAUCAACAAUGAACCUGGAGCUCCGGAGCAAUCCCACUUUGCAGAGUUUGCUUGCUCCCUUAAAGGGAAAAGUACUGAGUGGAAGAAACAUGAAGAAAAAGCCAGAAGGGCAUUAAAAAAAGUGGUAAAAUGGGACAUCACCAAAGAGAACCCACUGGGUGCAGUUGUGUUGCCCCAAGGGGAUUGUUUAAUCGCUCUUUAUCACUUGGAGUUCGUUAGCAAAGGCCAAGAUAUGUAUAUAAUCCUUCUGAAGAAAUUGUCAUCCCUUCUGAAGAUUGGAGGUCACCUGAUCCUGGUGGCAGUGAUCAACAUGUCUUAUUACACAGUCGGCCAACACAAGUUCAGUGGGCUCAAGUGCGAUGAAGAGUUUAUACAAAAGGCUCUGACAGAGGCCGGGUGCACCAUUGUAAAAUCUGAAACGCACAAAAGCCAUUUCCAAUCACCUUUGAUCGAUUAUGAAUCAAUUGCCUAUUUUGUGUCCCGUAAAGAAAGGCUGGUUUAAUUGGUCCAUCCUCAGUUGCAAUAAUGUUUCUCUCUUUCAUCUAGCGUUAUUAUAUCUACUCUGUGUCUACGCUAUCUUUAUCUAGAUUUGUGUCUCUAAUGCAUAAUAUCUUGUGAUAGUAUAGGGAUACCAUCCUCAAAAUUAAAAUAAAAUCAUUGUUCUGGAAAA
Xenopus laevis (African clawed frog) is the source of this 1086-nucleotide messenger RNA. Its product is annotated as indolethylamine N-methyltransferase. The transcript has 4 exons. Bases 133 to 918 code for a protein of 261 amino acids. The record is from RefSeq and is a predicted model, not a curated record. Lineage: Eukaryota; Metazoa; Chordata; Amphibia; Anura; Pipidae.